This is a messenger RNA of Galendromus occidentalis (western predatory mite), 929 nucleotides long. RefSeq lists its product as uncharacterized. The coding region runs from base 135 to 746 and encodes 203 amino acids. NCBI's taxonomy places the organism in Eukaryota, Metazoa, Arthropoda, Arachnida, Mesostigmata, Phytoseiidae. The record is from RefSeq and is a predicted model, not a curated record. The transcript is spliced from 5 exons.
CCCGGCUCCUCCACAGACUUGACGAACGAAUAAUCGCCCGGCUCCUCGAGGGAUCCGUGUGGGAGAUCAGGAGCCCUAUAUCAUUCCGUGCCGGAGGUCGACUCGACGGGGAAGUCCGGGCUGGAGACGAGUAGAUGAUGGAGUGCGCGGAUGUCGGGGGUCAAUCGACAGUUUCAUUCCCGGAGUUCAAGCGAGGUUCUCACUGGGACGCGAUGGUGGUGAGAGUCGGAGGGUUCUCAAAUAUAUCAGUCAUUCCGGAACCUUUGUGGUCGAAGCUGGACGCCAUGGAGAGAGCCUUGAGUGAAAGAAAAUUGAGAAAAGUCUGUGAGCCUGUCUGUAAUCUGAGCUACGUGUCGGUAAUAGGAGGUCGGCCGAUGAGAGUUACGUACUUCGCCAAAAAGGGAACACGAUUCGACGUCUUCCUGAUAGACACUACGGAGAUCCAUACCGUGCAAGAACUCUUCGAAUUACCGGAUGACUUCGAUUUGGAUAUUAUCCCAUCAUUCGCUCGGAGGGUAUCGCUGUGUUCGGAGCACAUAUUCUCGAAAAUGGAAUUCCCCCAUUUCAAAACACUCCUAGAGACCAAGCACGCUCUCGUUCAUAUCUUCGUCACCAAGUGUGGGGAUAGUGAGCCGAGUCAGAACACGCCCGAAGUCCUCUUCGUUAAUGAACUUUGUGAGGAUCUCAUGGACAAGUAUGGCCUCAGCGGCGCACCGCGUCCCGGGCAUUUGUUCGGGACCCCAUAGCCAACUGUCAGGGCAGACAGAGACAGCACCGCUCCGCCGGGUUCUGCCCGACUAGUUUCAGCGGGAAGUUCUCUUCACGCACAUCGACGCUAUUACGUUCUGAACGGUUUCACUACGAAUCCUACGCCUCGCCUAUAUAUUGUGCUAUAGUGCUCGUAGCGGGGGAAUAAACCCUUUGAUAGA